UUUACCACGGAUCAUGACGUGGACGAAAUUCUUUCGGCGGUGGUACGGGACGCUCAACGACCGCAGGAUCGGUGAAGUGCUAGUGGAGAACUGUGCAGCCAAGUGCCUCGUCACGAAUGAUCCCCGUAUGGUGGAAUACAGUGAUGUUGUCCUGUUCCACGUGCGCAACAUGAACAUCAAGGAUUUCCCAACCAAGCGCUUAAGCUGGCAGAAAUGGAUCUUCUACUUGAUGGAACCGCCUCCAAACACAGAGUUCCAGGACUUCGAUCUCGUGAACGACAUGUUUAUUUGGACCAUGACUUACAGGAAGGACUCUGAUGUUUACGUGCCCUACGGAAGGAUUCUACCUCGCAAUAGCAAGGCUGCUACAACGACGAGAGACAUGAGGGACAUCUGGAAGUCUAAGAGUAGAACCGCCGUAUGGUUGGUCAGCAACUGUCAAACUGAAAGCAAAAGGGAAAUGUUUGUUCGUGAAAUGAGAAGGUACAUGGACGUUGAUGUGUACGACUCCUGUGGCAACCUGACGUGUGCGUGGUUUCGAGGUGAUUCCUGUUACGUGGACUUCGAGCGUACCUACUUCUUCGCACUUGCUUUCGAAAACUCAAUAUGCAAAGAUUAUGUGACAGAGAAGUUCUUCAAUGCGCUGAAGCACGACAUCGUUCCAGUCGUGUUCGGCGGCGCAAAUUACACCCGAAUAGCACCACAUGGGGCGUAUAUCGACGCCCUCUCCUUCGAAUCUCCCAAGCAUCUUGCAGAGUAUCUCGUAAGGCUAUCGAAGAAUUAUACGGAGUACGCCACCUACUUCACCUGGAAAGACAGUCACGACAUAUUUGAGUGGGACGCCGGAUUGUGCGAGCUUUGCACAGCGCUGCACAACCGUUUCGAACUUCUGCGGGAUUUUUCGUCGUACCGCGACAUAAAGAAGUGGUGGUUCGACAAGAGUCAUUGCCGGAGAUGGAAUUCUAGCAGUGCGACGUGA
Molecule: messenger RNA, 979 nt
Organism: Rhipicephalus sanguineus (brown dog tick)
Lineage: Eukaryota; Metazoa; Arthropoda; Arachnida; Ixodida; Ixodidae
Product: alpha-(1,3)-fucosyltransferase C
Exons: 1
Coding region: 14-979 (321 amino acids)
Cellular component (GO): membrane
Molecular function (GO): alpha-(1->3)-fucosyltransferase activity
Source: RefSeq, a predicted model, not a curated record